Molecule: messenger RNA, 3227 nt
Organism: Scleropages formosus (Asian bonytongue)
Lineage: Eukaryota; Metazoa; Chordata; Actinopteri; Osteoglossiformes; Osteoglossidae
Product: sorting nexin-33-like
Exons: 2
Coding region: 838-2511 (557 amino acids)
Biological process (GO): endocytosis; plasma membrane tubulation; protein transport
Cellular component (GO): plasma membrane; cytoplasmic vesicle
Molecular function (GO): phosphatidylinositol binding; protein binding
Source: RefSeq, a predicted model, not a curated record
UUCUGCGAAUUAUUAAUAAUUAAUUCGUCAUCAUGUAGCUACUAAUGAUUCAGUUAUUAAUUACUGAUCUGUCUUUAUCGGAAAAGUUACGGAUCAGAUUGGGGAUUUUUUUAUUUAUUUAUUUAUUUUUUUACACACACAGUUUUGCGGCUGUUUAUCGGUCUUCGGUGAAGUUUAAGAAGACAAAGAAAGUGCCGGAUUUACGGGAGCUAUAUUGUUUCUCAGGGGUUUGUUCUCGGGAUCAUUUAGACGAUUGACGAGAUACAGUCAGUGUUGCUGUUUAUGAAAAUUCUAGUAACUUCCCUUGAAAUGAACAGUUAAUGGGAAAAAUUCCUAUGGAUGUCGAGGCGAUUACAAAUCUUGCAGCGAACUGUUAUGAUAAAUACGCUUUAUAAUACGGGUACGUUCAUAUUUAUUUAAAUAACUUUAUUUAUUUAGUUUUUCAUUUGGUUAUUUUUUCUAUUAACAUUUGUCGGAAAAUAGCUGGAAAUACGCACUUAUGACGUCACCACCUGUUAAAUUAUGGCAAAUAUGGUCGUUCCAUGAUGACACGUGACGUGGCACUUUGGGGACUGAUUUAUGACUUUAUUGAAUGAAUAAAACCCAAGUAUGAGAUUUACCAGUUUGUUUUCCAACUAGAGAGAUACAGACAGACUUACUUGGUCGGAGAGUAAGUAUUCAUAGCUAUAGGAGCUGAAGCUAAAAGAUCAAAGGCACCGACUUCAUUCACUGGUUUAUCUAUUUGACAUCAGAUUUUGAGAUGAAAGUCAGGCGGCUUUGAGAAGACGCUCGUGCAACAAGAGCUACUUUCGGAUCUGAGGUGGUAACUCUGCCAACAUGCUGCUGAGAGCCAGGGUUCUCUACCCUUUUCAAAGUGAAAAUGCAACAGCGAUCAGCAUAGAGAAGGACGAAGAGCUGCUUGUUUUUGACGAGCAUCCCGUACAAGGAUGGAUGUUGGGGGAGAACAGCCGAGGGGAACGAGGGCUCUUCCCAGCCUCGUACGUGGAAGUAAUCGGGGCCCCUUUAGAGUCAGAGCCCACAGAGUGCGUCCUUCGCUCGGCCGCCUCUCCCGACUUCCCAUCCGCUUGCCACACACCCGCUCAAGAUCAGCAGAGCUGUGACGAUACCCAAGAUUACUGGGAUGACUGGGACGACUGGGAUGACAGUUUGUCGGUGGAACAAGAUGGACAACCUGGAAACAUUUCUUGGGCCAAUGGAUGUGGAAGUCAGAGUCCCUACAACAGCCCCGCCGUGUCCUACUGCGCCAAACUUGACUCGGAGGGUCACAGCAGCCUGUCCGUUUCACACAAGAGCAGCACGGUGGCCAAGAAUCUCAACCGCUUCUCAAGCUUUGUGCGCUCGGGGGUGGAGGCCUUCAUCCUGGGUGAUGUUCCUAUGAUGGCGAAGAUAGCGGAGUUCUACACGAUUGAAACGGGCCGUCGUGGGCCGCAGUGGAAGGAAAACCCUCACCCUUUCACUUGCACAAUUGAGGACCCCACCAAGCAGACGAAGUUCAAAGGUAUAAAGACAUUCAUCUCAUACCGUGUGACGCCGAGCCACACGGGCCAUCCGGUGUACCGCCGCUAUAAACACUUUGACUGGCUUUAUAACAGGCUGCUGCAGAAGUUCACUAUCAUAUGCCUGCCCCACCUGCCGGAGAAGCAGGCCACAGGUCGCUUUGAGGAGGACUUCAUUGAGAAGCGCCAGCGGCAGCUGACCCUCUGGAUGGACCACAUCUCCAGCCACCCGGUGCUGUCGCAGUACGAGGGCUUCAAACACUUCCUGCUAUGCACCGACCAUCGGCAGUGGAAGCUGGGCAAGCGGCUGGCAGAGCGCGACACCUUGGUGGGCGCCCACUUCAUGCUCACCUUGCGGAUCCCCGAUGAGCUCCAGGAACUGCGGGACGUGGAGGAGCAGGUAGACACCUUCAAGGCCUAUGUGAGGAAGAUGGACGACAGUGUCAUGCAGCUUAGCCAGGUGGCCACCGAUCUGGCGCACAAACACGUGGGCACCUUCUGCAAGGACUUCCAGAGGCUAGGCUCGGCAUUUUGGUCCGUGGGUCAUGCCUUCACCAUGGAUCCCCUUCACGGGUCGGCCACCCUGAACAGCGCCAUCGCCCACACCGGCCGCACUUACGAAAUUAUUGGGGAGAUGUUUGCAGAGCAACCAAAACGUGAUCUCUUCCUCAUGUUGGACAAACUCUUGCUCUACCAGGGCUUGUUGGCUAACUUCAAGGACAUGAUUCACCAACAGAAAGGUGCUUUUGCCAAGGUAAAGGAGAGCCAGCGGAUGAGCAGCGAGGGCCGUUUGGAGCAGGAGAAGACGGACGGCAUGCUGAAGCGAUGUCUGACACUGUGCUUCGUCCUCCAAGCAGAGAUGGACCACUUCCGCAAGCGGAGAGCGGAGAGCUUUCGGGAGAUGAUGCAGACCUACCUGAGGGAGCAGCUCUCCUUCUACCGGAGUGUCGUCGUACAGCUGGAGAACACCCUGCUCAUGUACGACCGUCUGUAGGCUCGCUUGUACCACGGGCCGUUGCCACAAGCACCUCCUGAGACACCACCUUCUCCCUUUUCCUCCGUCCCCUCUGAAUUUUCAUAGAAUACUUUCCAUAGAUAGUUUUAAGAGUUUUCUUCUUUAAACCCCCUUCGAGUAUCUAAGAUGCACCCUAAAUUAUUCUUCGCGUGAGACGUCCUCCAAUUUUUUAUUUCUUUGGCCAAGAACGCACCAUCACCAAAUUUUUCCGAACAAGUCAGGCACUUUUUUAAUAUUCACAGAGCGUAACUAAAGAUAUCUAAUUUCAAUGACAUAACACGCUGUAUGACCGCAUGCAUUUUUUUUUUUUUUUUAAAUCAACACCUGAAGCUCUUGGAAUUCUAAAAAUAUCCAGUGGUUGCCAUGGUUUAGAUGAUACAAAGCCUACACUUAGUGCACGCUCGUGUUUGCAGAACAUCACAUAUUGGUGAAGGAGGAGCAGUUCGUGACAGAUGGAAACUCUUGUGUGAAGAGGAGGCUCAACCAUCACACCGCAGGAUGUCCUUUAAACAGGGUUACUUAAACAGUAAGAUGUUUGAUUCGGCAUCAUAAUGUUUCAUCUCGAGUAAAUGCCCACACUGUGCAGAUUUUAUCCUCUCUUAGUUACGUUUAGGGCUCCUCGUGGAGGGCGGAAUUUUACUAUGAUAACAAUACAAAGUUAAGUCAAAAAGUAUCCGCAACAAUGGUUACAGAAA